UUCAAUACAAGUGUUUAGGAAAUGGGCAGGUACAACAGGCAAAGAUUGGAUGCUGUCAAACAGGAAUGUAGAAGGCAUGGCAGCAGUCUCCUGGAGAGCCAUCUGUGAUGGCCGGAGCGGCUCUACACGGCUGCCCAGGGGAACAUCCGCCCUCCACGCCUCCCUUCUCCCAGACUACCCCAGCCUGGGCAGCACAGCUGGGAACAGUGGCCCGGUACUCAUCCCCCAAAACUCCUCUGUGACCCAGAGCCUCCCUCCGAGCCCCACCCCCGAGCCCAUGACCCGGGACCCCUCCCUAGCCCAGGCAGAAAUCGGGGUUCUGGCGCUGAUUCUGGUGCUGACAGCCCUGGGAAAUGGGCUGGUGCUCUGCGUCCUCCUGAGGAGGAGGAGGAGGCUGGCGCCCAUGCACCUCUUCAUGGUGAAUCUUUGUGUGGCAGAUCUGGUGGUGGCCUUCUUCCAGGUGUUGCCCCAGCUGGUGUGGGAUAUAACUGAGCGGUUCCAGGGGCCUGAUGCGCUCUGUCGCUCAGUCAAGUACCUUCAGAUUGUGGGCAUGUUCGCCUCGUCCUACAUGAUCGUCGCCAUGACUGUGGACCGCCACUACGCCAUCUGCUUCCCCCUGCAGUCCUCCCGGGGCGGGGCUGUAUUGCGCUGGAACGCUCCCCUGGCGGUGGCCUGGGGGCUGGCCUUACUGCUCAGCCUGCCCCAGGCUUUCAUCUUCUCCAGGUCGGAGGUCUCCCCAGGAGUGUUCGAGUGUUGGGGUCACUUUGCAGAACCGUGGGGGCUCAAAGCAUAUGUGACCUGGAUGACUGUGGCCGUGUUUGUGCUGCCGGCACUCAUCAUCACCGUGUGUCAGGUACGAAUAUUCAGAGAAAUUCACAACAUCUACCUGAGGUCAGAGAGGGCGGUCACGGUGGAGUACAAGAGGACCUCAGUCCUGUUCCACUUCCAGUGUCCACCGCAGGACAGGCAGAGAGGGAGGAGUCAGGAGGAGCGGGGGGGGCAUUCUUUGCUGCUGGAUGAUAAUGCCCCUUCUCUUAUUCCCUCCCAUUCGCUUGCCCCUACCAUAGAAGAAAACAUGCAUGACAAGUAUGUGGAUGUCCCCCAGUCCAACUUCCCUGCUGGGAAGGAUUUCCCUCCUGUGGCCUACUCUGACAGCUCAGAAGCCCAAACCUCUGGUUCUGUGCUCUCCAGUGAGGUUCAACCAUUUUCCCCGCCCCCUGACUACCCCAAGGGCCUCGACCCCUCACCCACUCCCAACGUUGUGCGGCCCUCCCCCUUCAGCUCCACCUCCUACAGCAGCACCGCAAACUCCCACGACGAUGGUUACCGUGACAACACCCCCCGCCACACAGCGGCCAGCCCGCCCCCGCUGCCUCCCAGCAUCUCCAAGGCCAUGUCUAAGACACUGCGGAUGACCCUAGUGAUUGUGCUGGUCUACAGCCUUUGCUGGUCCCCGUUCUUCAUCGUUCAGCUGUGGGCUGCAUGGGACCCCCACCCCCCAGAGCCAGGAGUGGCCUUCACUAUCCUCAUGCUGCUUGCAAGCCUGAACUCCUGCACCAACCCCUGGAUCUACACCGCCUUCUCCAGCAGCACCUCCCGAGACCUCAGGGCCCUGCUAUGCUGCAGCCCCCACGGUCACCAGAGAGGAUCCCUGCCCGAUGACUCCACCACCACCACCACCACCACCCACACCUCUACAACCCCCGCCUACACCUCCACCUCCACCCCAACUCACACCACCACCCACACCUCUACAACCCCCGCCUACACCUCCACCACCAACACCACCCACACCUCUACAACCCCCGCCUACACCUCCACCUCAACUCACACCACCACCCAUACAUCUACAACCCCCGCCUACACCUCCACCACCACCCCACCUCACACCACCACCCAUACCUCUACAACCCCCGCCUACACCUCCACCUCAACUCACACCACCACCCAUACCUCUACAACCCCUGCCUACACCUCCACCUCCACCCCAACUCACACCACCACCCAUACCUCUACAACCCCUGCCUACACCUCCACCUCCACCCCAACUCACACCACCACCCAUACCUCUACAACCCCUGCCUACACCUCCACCUCCACCCCAACUCACACCACCACCCACGCUUCUAACACCCCCGCCACCAAAGAUGGGAUGUAA
This is a messenger RNA of Conger conger (European conger), 2158 nucleotides long. RefSeq names its product G-protein coupled receptor daf-38-like. The record is from RefSeq and is a predicted model, not a curated record. Gene Ontology annotation, molecular function: vasopressin receptor activity; peptide binding. The transcript has 6 exons. The coding region runs from base 50 to 2158 and encodes 702 amino acids. Gene Ontology annotation, cellular component: membrane. NCBI's taxonomy places the organism in Eukaryota, Metazoa, Chordata, Actinopteri, Anguilliformes, Congridae. Gene Ontology annotation, biological process: positive regulation of vasoconstriction; regulation of systemic arterial blood pressure by vasopressin; G protein-coupled receptor signaling pathway.